Molecule: messenger RNA, 303 nt
Organism: Prorocentrum cordatum
Lineage: Eukaryota; Dinophyceae; Prorocentrales; Prorocentraceae
Source: the annotation of a GenBank genome assembly
AUGACCACGUUCUUCCCGGCGAUUUCGUCCCAGACCCGAUCGUCCCCCUUCUCCGCAAGAGCAGCCAGGGCUCGGGAAUCAGCGACUGCCUGCCACCACGGGGGAGGAGACGCACUGAAGUAUGUUGGACCACUGUGUGUAGAACUGGAGGCUCUGGACCUGCGUGCUGGCAAGGAUCGUCUUGAUCGCGUCGCAGCCCAGCUCCUUCUGGAGGGGGAGGUCGGCGACUUUGAUCCGUCGGCGAGCCUUCAAUACCGCCGGCAAAUCCUCUGCGCAUCUCUCCGCGGCCUAGGUGAAUUUUGA